UGUAGAUAGUGUUUAGUUUGUACUAAGUCAGUGAGAACUACAAGAGUGUUGUAAGAUGUCUGACUCCGUGACUGUUAGCGAUGGUGACAGUGGUGUGCAGGUUACUGAUAGCAACCGUGGUGGAAUACACGUAGAUGGUGGUGACUAUGGUGGAGUGACUACUGUCGACAACAGUGGUUAUGGGGGAGUAAGUGUUGCAGAUAAUAGUGGAUAUGGCGGAGUACAUGUAGUAGACGACAGUGGUGACGGUGGUGUAAGCGUAGUAGACGACAGUGGUGACGGUGGCGUUAACGUAGUAGACGACAGUGGUGACGGUGGUGUUAACGUGGUAGAUGGUAGUGGCCACUUCAGAACACACAGCGCACAAGUUACUUCUGAAGACGGUGAAGGCGAGCUCAAUAUUGUCCCUGAUUCGGGCUUCUAUAUGCCGCAUGAUUAACAACUUGACCAAGUGUUGCCAGAAAAGGAAAGGAUGUCAGGAGAAAGAAUGUCAUAAAGUAUUUAACAAUUUUUUUGUAAUAAAUAAAAAAUAAAAAAAAUUUCGACAUUGUU
This is a messenger RNA of Papilio machaon (common yellow swallowtail), 552 nucleotides long. RefSeq names its product putative surface-exposed virulence protein BigA. The transcript has 3 exons. The record is from RefSeq and is a predicted model, not a curated record. NCBI's taxonomy places the organism in Eukaryota, Metazoa, Arthropoda, Insecta, Lepidoptera, Papilionidae. Bases 56 to 439 code for a protein of 127 amino acids.